AUGAGGAUGAGGAUGGUUGGGUGUCGGGUGGUGGGGAUAUACGGGGGGAAAGUGGCUCGAGGAGAAAACAGUGAGUCAUCUGGUGCUCAUCAUCAUCUGAAGAGACUUGGAGCACCUGAAGGUCGGCCGUUUCGGGCGGCACAUGCGAGCGCUCUCCGCGCCGAGCGCACUUGGCUUUCGCGUCACCGCCGCCCGGUGCGAGCAGUCGGCAGUCAUAGCCGUCUCCUAACGUGGUCCAGGAAAGCCAUCGGGGUGUGAGAAUCACAUUCAAAGUUAGGUACUGGAUACUGUUGCUGAAUCCUGUUGUUGGGGUAAAGUUGAAUCUGCCCCUGCUUUCGACAGGAAGAGCCUGGACUCGUGCUGACCCACCAUCUCAUCCAGGAAAAGUGGUUUCUCAAACUGCACUUUGGUUCCAAGAACGUGCAAAGACUUUUUUUAUCUAGAUGUGUACAGCCGUCUAUAAUGCAUUUCUAACAGUGUUUUUGUACCAGCUGCGUAAUACCAGUUUUAACAUCGGUAACAUUUUCAAGAUGGAUUACCUGACUACAGUGCAGUAGGUUUUAUCUGCAUAUAUUAGACUUCUGCCUCUGUGUUUCUGCAUGCCUCCUGUUGUAUUUUUCUUGAUGCUUUGCCAGCGUAAUGGCUCAGUUGCUCGAGGCAUCAUCAUUCAAAUUAUGUUUUGACAAGACAGACUUAAUGUGGUCAUUACUCUAAUGGCUUUUAUGAAAAUGCCCUGAUGUCCCUCUUCUCCCUGUAGUGAACUUAAAUAGGUGUUUGUUUCAGACUACCUUUGCUGCACAGGACAGUGUCAAGAAUCAGCCAAGUAUUGGAAUAGAUGGUUCCUGUGCUGGACAAUAUGACCCCAGCUCCACUGACACAGAACUGCUCCAACUGUAGCCAGGUUUUAGUCCCAGAGCUCAAUGUGGUCAAGGCUGUGGUUUUGGGCCUCGUGCUCGGUGCCUUUAUUGUGUUUGGGAUUGUGGGAAACAUCCUGGUAAUCCUUUCGGUUGUUUGUCACCGACACCUGCGGACGGUGACACAUUACUUUAUAGUUAAUCUGGCGGUGGCAGAUUUGCUGCUGAGCUCCACUGUACUUCCGUUCUCUGCCAUUUUUGAGAUUGUGGACCGUUGGUUGUUUGGACGAGCCUUUUGCAAUGUUUGGGCAGCUGUGGAUGUGCUCUGCUGCACUGCCUCUAUCAUGAGCCUCUGCGUGAUCUCGGUUGACCGCUACAUUGGAGUCAGUUACCCUCUGCGUUACCCGACUAUAAUGACAAAGCGCAGGGCGCUGCUGGCAGUGAUGCUGCUGUGGGUGCUGUCAAUUAUCAUAUCUAUUGGACCUUUGUUUGGCUGGAAAGAGCCGCCACCCGAGGACGAGACCAUCUGCAGGAUCACAGAGGAGCCGGGCUACGCCAUCUUCUCUGCUGUGGGUUCUUUCUACCUCCCUCUGGCCAUCAUACUGGCAAUGUACUGCCGGGUCUAUGUGGUAGCUCACAGAGAGAGCCAGGGCCGGAGGGAAGGCCACAAGACAGAGAAGUCAGAUUCAGAGCAGGUGAUACUCAGGAUACACAGAGGAAACACAACCGUAUCAGAGGAAGAGGCCCUUCGCAAUCGCACACAUUUUGCCCUGCGACUGCUCAAGUUCUCACGUGAGAAGAAGGCUGCCAAGACCUUGGGCAUCGUGGUCGGCUGCUUCGUGUUGUGCUGGCUGCCCUUUUUCCUUGUGCUACCCAUCGGCUCCAUUUUCCCUGCGUACAGGCCUUCAGACACUGUCUUCAAGAUCACCUUCUGGCUCGGUUACUUCAACAGCUGCAUCAACCCCAUCAUCUACCCGUGCUCCAAUCAGGAGUUUAAGAAAGCUUUCCAGAGUUUACUUGGAGUUCACUGUCUGAGAACGAUCCCUAGACCACACAAUCAUCAUCUGAAUGCAAUUCAGAGUCAAACUCAGGGUCACAGCCAGCCCCUCAGUCUGGGCCUGGACAGCAGGGGGGCUCCAUGUCGGCUCAGCCCUUCCCCCUCCAUGGCCUUGUCCAGAACCCCGUCCUCCAGGGACAGCAGGGAGUGGAGGGUCUUUUCUGGAGGCUCCACGGGCAGAGCAGGACCGGCCGAGACUAGCAGGGCAAAAGUGGCCAAACUCUGCAGUAAAAGCUUCCAGCAAACCUGCUGCUGCAUCCUCAGUGGUGGGACUCCCCCGCAGGAGUCGAACUGCGCCCAGCCCGCUGCUGUCGGAAACCUUCCCACAAUUAAAAUCCACCAACUGUCCCUGUCGGAAAAAGGAGAGCCUGUAUAACCACUGUAAUCCUUCUUCCAUUAGUCAUGAUUCCCUUUUCAAGGUCGCGGCUGAGAAUAUAUUUCAGUUUGCUCUGUUAACGUCCCAACAGACAAACUGUGUUGCAGCAGCGUCUGCUUGCUGAGAUUUAAAAUGUAAAGCCUUGACAUAACUCUGUGAGAUCUAAAGAGACAUCAUAGCCAAACUCUACCACUUUAAGAAGACGUACAAGCUACUGCAGCCCAUCGCAGAAAUCCAUCCUGUAAGCACUGAAGUGAACCAAAAGAAAUACGUAUAGCAGAGACACCAAAAGAUCUCUGAAUGUUUACAUAUUUUAUAUUACAGGAGAGCAGUUCAAAUGUAUAAACAUGUAAAUAGCAGAGUUUUUCUAUAAUGCAUGAUUUCACCAGAUGUUGGAGAAGUGCUGGUCAGUGGUGCUCCUGUUGUCCAAAGUCUGCCUAUGAUUGUGUUCCUGUUGUCAAACUGCUGUUUGUGUGCUGCUCUGUGCACAGUAAAAACCGAGGGACCUUGUGUACUUCCACGUCACAUUACAAUAAAUUUGUAUGACAUAUUCCUAACAAGGGAUUCA
Molecule: messenger RNA, 2855 nt
Organism: Scatophagus argus
Lineage: Eukaryota; Metazoa; Chordata; Actinopteri; Scatophagidae
Gene: adra1aa
Product: adrenoceptor alpha 1Aa
Exons: 3
Coding region: 836-2287 (483 amino acids)
Biological process (GO): positive regulation of cytosolic calcium ion concentration; phospholipase C-activating G protein-coupled receptor signaling pathway; cell-cell signaling
Cellular component (GO): membrane
Molecular function (GO): alpha1-adrenergic receptor activity
Source: RefSeq, a predicted model, not a curated record